Molecule: messenger RNA, 534 nt
Organism: Debaryomyces fabryi
Lineage: Eukaryota; Fungi; Ascomycota; Pichiomycetes; Serinales; Debaryomycetaceae
Exons: 1
Coding region: 1-534 (177 amino acids)
Biological process (GO): ribosomal small subunit biogenesis
Cellular component (GO): 90S preribosome
Source: RefSeq, a predicted model, not a curated record
AUGUCUAAAGGUAAUAGACGACAAGAGAUUAAGAAAAAAGAAGAACUUCAAGCUAAGUUUCAGCUAGCUAUUUCACAUACCAAUAACAAGAUAUUAAAUUGGUUAGAGCCUAAUAACGAAAUUGCACAUAACGAUGAAGAGAAGAACUCAUUUCUUAAUUUACCAAUUAUACCUCAAGGAUCAGGGUUAAGCAAUAUCGAAAAGUCGAAUAAAAGUAUAGGAGACUUCAUAAAUUCUGAUGAAACAAAGUUUAAAAGACUACAGGAUGGAAAUAACUCAAAUAGUUCUUUACGGAAGACUAAUUCUAAACCAAUGAUGGCAUUAAUGAAUAAAAUGAGGAAUACAAAUAGAGAUAAGGCAAAGAGGAAGGGCUUCAAUCAAAAUAUAAAUACUCCCAAACCUAAGGCGAAAAUACAAAAUACUAGCAUAGAUAAUAGUGAUAGUGACGACGAACUGAUAGCUAAAGCCCGUUCGGUCAAAAAAGGCUCAAAUUUAUUAUUCGAGUCAAAAAUUAAGAAGAAAAGGCCGUUUUAA